GUCGCCGAUGAAGGCAACUUGUAAUCCAACGCGUUAUUUUCCGGAUCAUGUCCGAACGGGCGCACGCCCCCUCAACCAAGCUCAGCUACCCAAAACAUGCCCUUCACAUUGCGAGCAGCUGCAGUGCAGACAGAAUGGACGAACCACUAGAAGAUAUGGAUGUGUGGGAGGCGGAACAUGGCGAGGAGAUGGACGCUAUGCUAGCUAUGGAGAGCGAGCAGUCGGGGCGAUUCCCUUCCCCUUUGAAACGGUACGGCGGAGCCGCAGCAAGUGCACUACUGCCUCAACAAAGACCACCAGACCAGUGUACGGACCCGUUUUCGUCUUCCCCGCCGACUUUCACCUCACCCAGCUCACGAAUGGAGCAGCCCACACCAAUGCCGAGUAACUUUCAAAUCAGAAGCAGCUUGCCCGUCGUCAGCUCCCAUCCUACGCGAUCCGCAGCCAGCAUGGAGCCUCUCACCGCCUUGAGCUUCGGCGAAUCCGAGAACGUGAUGGAUUUUAGCGCUGGAUCAUCACAGUGGGGAAUAAACGUUUUCGAAGCGAGACAGACUUCGACGGCGGGCGGUCCGAUUACGAAACGGAAUACUUUCAGUAAUCGAGCUUUCACAUUUGACGACGAUUCCGACGAGGAUGCAGCCGUUGAUUCGGGGAAGGUGGCUCCUGGAGGGAAUUUGCCGCCGCGGGCGAACAUCCCCGAUCGUUCCCAACCGUCGAAAAACUCUGAUCGGAAAUCAAAUGCGGAGAAUGAGACUGCUUUCGAUGCUUUCAGGAACAGCUGGCUUGGCAAGCACACCGCGAAUCAAGUGUCUGCUGAUCUGCCUGGACAUCUUCUACCGGGGAUUACGGGGGCGUUGCCAUCAGAAAGGCGGAAAAUAUUGGAUGCAAGCAGGAAAAGGCCACUAGACGAGAUCAAACUCCUUAGGCCCACAAAGCGCAUCUCCUUGGGUGGGGUAUCUGAAGAUGAUGAGCUGGGUGUCAAGGCGAGCGCAAGUGCGAUGCCCAAGGAGUUUCGGAGCAGGGGUGCGGCCCGUGCUACGCAGAGCAACGCCGUGAGGCGACCAGAUCAAGUAGGGGAACAGUCGCAUUCAUUUCAACAACAGACACUUGAAUAUCCGGACUCUGACGAGGAGGAUGGUGGUCCUUCAGUGCAUGCGUCACGCAUUAUGCGACAAGCCGACAUUGCCCCUCCACACCACCCGGUGACAGCAGAUGCAUCUUCCGCACCGAUUGAGAUCGAUAGCAUGUCGGCAAAUGUAUGGGAAGCCGCCGCGCCUAGCUCGACGUCGAUGCCCGAAUCAAGAGCACUCAUGCAGUUUCCAACCAAAAACUACCACAUUCUGCCUGCCAAUACCAACCGCUUCCGAAUGGCCACAUCUACUGGAGGAGCACGGCUUUACUUCCCACAUCGCCGGACGAACGCGACGGCCAAUCCCGUCGACACCGUAACAGCUAAGGCAAACCUUCUUGGCCGAACAUCCGUUUACAGUCUACUGGAUGAGAUCGGUGCUGAAAAGGCGAAUCCAGCCGCUGAGAGGGAUUUGGUCGACGCGCGAGGAAGGUCCAUUAUUGCAGAAAAUAUCUUGUCCAAGGACGGGGCAUCGAAAGAAAGGCUUUGGGUCGACAAAUACGCACCACGAAUGUACAUUGAUCUUGUUGGGGACGAGCGAGUCAAUCGUGAGGUCCUCAUGUGGGUAAAGGAGUGGGAUUACUGUGUUUUCAAGAAAGUCAGCAAGACGGCAAUGUACAACAAAGCAGAGCAGACACAGUGGACGGAUCCCCUUCGACGACCGGAACAGAAAAUACUCCUGUUGACGGGGGCCCCUGGACUUGGCAAAACGACGCUAGCGCAUGUCAUCGCACGACAUGCGGGAUACAGCGUGGCAGAAAUCAAUGCCAGUGAUGAUCGAACAGGGGGGGCGAUAAAAAAUAAACUUGUGGGAGCUCUUGAAACACAGUCUGUCAUGGGAACGAAGAAACCCAGUCUCCUUGUCAUUGACGAAAUUGACGGAGCCAGCUCAAGUGGGCAAGAAGAUCAGAACUUCAUGAAACUGCUGGUGGAUUACGUGCAUCCGCAGGGAAAGAGGGCGGAUCGAGCUUAUUCGAAGAAGGGAGACAAGAAGGGCAGGCGAUCCUUGUUGCGUCCGAUCAUUUGCAUCUGCAACGACCCAUAUGCCCCUGUUCUCCGCGUGCUUCGCCCUUAUGUCAAGAUGAUUACGUUCAAGCCUCCGACAAUGAAAAUCCUUGCCAAGAGACUGCAUGAAGUGUGCCGAUGGGAGGGUCUCCAGGCUGAUCUGCGCACAUUGACUUCACUCUGCGAAAUGACGGACGGCGACAUCCGGAGCUGCAUCAAUACCCUUCAAUUCCUGCGGCGCAAAACCAACGUCCUCACCUUGGAACAUCUUGCAAAGGCGGAUGUCGGGCAAAAGGACAUGGGGAAAGGACUGUUUCUUGUCUGGCAAGAAUUGUUUGCAUCGGCGAACACAAGCGGACGACGACAAAUGUCCGCUGCAAACGGCCUUGGUCAAGGAAGCAAAAGGGAUGGGAAGUUCAUUCAAAGGUUGCACUCGCUGGUGACGGCAAACGGGGAAUAUGAUAGGAUUACGCAAGGAUGCUUUGAAAACUAUCUGCGCACAAACAUUUUCGAUACUGCGUCGAGCCGUGGUCACAACUCUAUGUCUACCUCGUUGUGCACAGCCGUCCCAAAGAGCAAAAUUGAGCGGGCCCUCGAUUGGCUUGCCUUCCACGAUACACUCGAUUACCUUGUUAACGUCCGGCAUAGAUACGAAGUCGCGCCAUAUGUGCCAUUCAUUCCCAUUACCUUCCACCGGCUGUUUUCCAGCGCAUCGCGUUUGAGGUUGGAGUAUCCGAGACGCGAAGCUUUGGUCGCCGCCUCGACUAAAGCUAACAAGAAUAUCAUGCUGAACCUGCUUCACGGAAUGCCGCCCCUGUUCCGCCGGUGCUGGAAUAAUGUUGAAACGGUGGUGGUUCAUCUCGUAUCCUAUCUACUUUCCAUUAUCUCUCCCGAAAUCCGUCUGGUCAAUACGCGUUUGAUGAAACCAGCCGAAGCGCAAGCCUUUCAUCGGCUGGUAGAUAUUAUGGCUUCUUUCGGGCUACGCUUUCGACAUGACAGGACAGAAGAAGGGGCGUUCGCAUUUCAUCUUGAUCCACCACUGGAGCUCUUUGCGCGGUCCUUAACCGCUCAAAUAAAACAAAGUGGGUCGUCCCUUGCGCUCGCACUGUCAAACAAGCGAGCACUCGGGGCCUCAAACGCUCUGAAGCAAAUGAUCUCGAUGGAGAUUGAUCGCGAAAUAAUCCGACGCUCGGAACCAGUGACUGAUGCAGCCGCUAUCGAGAACAAGUCGACUGUCCCUGCGGACUAUCGGAACGGCCGACAGUUGAGUGAUCGGUCUGGGGAUGUCAAGAACGUCGGCGUAACUACAACGACGCGGCUCAAACCUAAGGUCGUAAAAGAUUUGAUCCCAAGAUCUGGGACAACGAAAGACGAAUACAAGCCUGAGCGGGAUUUCUUCGGGAGACUCACCGCAACCACACCGAAUGCCGCACAAGACAUGCAGACUGAAGGACUUUCUGCAUCAACACCCACGAGCCCGAAAGUGGAAGAACGGCGGUAUCCCACUAUUAGCUACAAGUUCAAUGAAGGGUUCUCCAAUGCCGUAAGGAAGCCAGUGCUUGUAAGGGAGCUUCUCUGAGCUAGAUCCCACUCGCCCUUCGUUCCCUCCUCGCUUCUGCAUACACGCAUAGAGUUUUCAACCUCGCGCCUAUAGAUGGGAGGAGUUUAGUUCAGAUCCACGUACAGUCAGUGUCCAUAAAGCUGGGUCCCCCCCAAGAUUAAGUCAGAGUGUCGGCCCCCAGAGCAAAACAGCCAUCCGAGAGGCCGACAUCGCCUCCAACUUUUUGACAACCCCAGCACUCGACGGCGCCACCGCUAGGUAUUAGGGUUCUAGAGUAGGGCUCUAAUCCCUCCCGGUGCCGCUGGCUGUCUGGUUGGCUGUUAGCUCUGGCUGGGGGCCACGUUCGUCUUGCCUUUCAGGUUUGCUUGCCGCUGGG
Fimicolochytrium jonesii is the source of this 4071-nucleotide messenger RNA. RefSeq lists its product as uncharacterized. The coding region runs from base 48 to 3713 and encodes 1221 amino acids. Lineage: Eukaryota; Fungi; Chytridiomycota; Chytridiomycetes; Spizellomycetales; Powellomycetaceae. Gene Ontology annotation, molecular function: ATP binding; ATP hydrolysis activity. The transcript is spliced from 17 exons. The record is from RefSeq and is a predicted model, not a curated record.